UCGGCUGUUGCAGAUUGCUUGCACCUCCAGCUUUAUCGUGACAGCAAGGACAGAUAUAAACAAGGCCAAACCAAGGCGUCGCUCUCCCUUCAGCAUUUUCUCGGGGUUGAAACAGGUUUCACACUGGACAAAGAGUCCAACACAAUCGCCAUCUUGUGCCAAGACGUCACUGUAGUUCUUGCUUUCGAUACGAGGGAAAGGCUCAUUCAAUGGCAGGUCAAAAUCGCCAACAACCUCGGAGAAGAUCAACAAUAUCUCAUACAAAUCGGAUCAGCACCCCCGAAGGCGAAGAUCCCUCCGGGCCCGGCGAGACUCCACAUUCAAGAAUACAGGUUCUCCCUCACCAUGGGCGUCCCGCCGAGACUCAUCGGAGUUUGGAACAUCUCACAACUGAGGAGAUAUGGCGUGGUUGAUAAUAGAUUCUGUUUUGAGUGCGGGUCUGGAUGUGGUCGCCUUGAAGGCGUCUAUGUUCUUGUCACAGAUCAGGGCGAAGAGAUCACUAAAGCUUUCAAAGUCGCCUCAGAAGGAAAACUCAUCCCAAGGCGAAAACAAGUCACUAGAAAUGCUAGUUGUAAAUAUCAAAAUGAAUUAAGAAAUGUCAACACGUUUUAUACAAUAAUUUUAGUGUCCACAGUGAUGGAGAGCCCGAGAAGGCGUCCAAGCACUAGAUCGAAAGUGGACGGGACAGAAAACAGAUUUUCCGACGUUCUCUGGGAAUCCGCUGAAGUCAACAACAGCUCCGAGUACGGGGAUACAGUUUCAGUAUCUGAUCUUGCUAUAGACGGACAGCCAAAUGAAAAUUGGAAUACAGAUUCAAAUCGAUGCCAGAAUUGUAAACAUAAUACAAUGCCAAGAUCUUUAACCGUCUCCAAUACGCCUGGAACUGGUUUUAAUCCAGCUUGGAUAAUGGAAACUACCAGUUGUGAGCAUGAAAUGAGGAGCGCAUCUUGCUGUAACUCUUCUGUGAUAAGUAGUGACUCCGGCUGCAGAUCGAGGGCGAUUUCUCCGUAUACAAUGCAAUCUUUGACGUGUAUGGUGCACGACAAGCCUGCGAAACAACUACCACACCCUCCAAUGGCGGAAUCGGCCCAAUACGAGAAUUACGACACUCCGAGGUCAAUUUACUUAAACCUCAAAGAAGAGAUGAACCAGCCUAACAGCAGGAUGUCAAUAGCUUCAUCGUCUGAUGAAUAUUACGACACACCGAAGAAGAUCAAGGAUAAUUUGGUAAUGCACCAUGUUCAUUGCCAAAACCAUCCCCUACCGGACUGCCAGCAAAGUAUCAUCUCAGCACACUGCCAUCCCCCUCCAAGAUGCUCCUGCCAUGUUGUGCAGAUAUGUCCUUGCCAGAGGGUCCCAUGUGUCCCAAAACCUGUUUUAGUGUGUACUUGUGUCCGUGACACACAGUCGACUAGUGUACAGACUGGAAAUUCGUUUUCAAAUGGUGCAAUUUAUGCAAAGGUUGACAUGUUGAAAAAGAGUAAAAGAAAAAUUUUAAACGAAAUCCCUGACUGUUCUCCAAAAUCGACUGCUGAAAUGCCCAAGGAAGUUCCAAACUAUGCCAACAUGGGUUUCGCACAAUCUUUGGAGCACUAUGAGAACGUAAAAGAUUUGAGGAUUAUUUUAGACAAAGCGUGUACAAAAUGCCAAUGCAAUAAUAAGAAGAAGGAGAACGUUAAUGAGACCGAUGACAAUUAUUUAGUCAUGAAUCCUGUCGGAGACCCGGAAAAAGAUACAAACACGCCACCAUACUUACCGAUGAAACCGAUCACAUCCAGUACAAAAUGCAACUGUUCAUCUGAGCCUUACAAUGAACCUGUUUCCACUCAACCAAGGUCAGAGACAGCAAGUCCUUUCCUAAGACGGCACGACCCCAGCAGCUGUUAUGCUACAAAUGAAAGACGAAGGAUAGCACAAAUAAGAAGAAGGUCAAACUCCAUGGAUUCAGGGAGAUACCUAGACGGUUUGGAGUGUAUAACAGAAAGGACAGCUUCAUCUUCAACGCACAAUACGCUGACGCCGAAUUCCCAGUCGAACUCCGUCGACUCUUUGCCAAGCGAAAAACAAGAAACGCCGAAAAAGCCUCUGCCACAUUUAAAAGGUGUUUUCGACCUAGAGGUCUCUAGGAGACCGUCCAGCGUUCCAUGCAAAUCGAAUAGGGACUCGUCUUCGUCAAACGAUUCGGGAGUUUCGACGGGAUCUUUGAAAAAUUUUGGAACUGGAUUUCUUGAAUUUGAAACCAUCAUCACACCGUUGUCUAAAGUGAGACAGAGAUCACUCGACGCCAUGCCCUUGUCGAUGCCAAGAAGAUCUAAAUCCUCGGAUCCUCUCGAAGACCUCAGCUUCAGAUUCAGCAAAGCGGAAGUAAAGUCAUCAUCAGCAGAAGCAGAAGUACCGAUUUGUCCACCGAAAAAAGAAAGCACCAAAGAUUUAUCAGUUUCGAGCAGUUCCGGUGCAUUAACAAUUCCAUACAUAGAUUCCAUUAGUAGUAGCAGUGGGGCAUCUGAUAUGUCAGAUUAUAUUGAAACUCUUUCUUUAUCUUCAUACAGUUCUUCUGAACAUGAUAAUUUAAGGCAAUGCCAUUCUGCAGUUACAAUACUAAGGCCUCGAUCUGGAAAGGAAUAUCAGAAAAUUGAUAGAAGCAAUUUGGAAUAUGGAAAAAAUAAACUGACAGGGGCACAGCACGCAGAUUCCCCUUCACCAGGGUACAUUAGUUCUACUUCAAGCAACUAAGUCAUAGAUUUAUUUAUAAAUAUAUACAUAAAAUGUUUUUAUUGUUUAUCUAACUAUAAGGGCUUAAUACUUUUAAUUUGUAAAAGCAAUAAAAUUCACUAUUGAUUAAUAUAUUUAAAAUACAAAAUAACAAAUGAAUCUUGUAUAUUGUUGUACUGUAAGUAUCCCUUAUUGUAACAUGUUUAUAUGUUGUAUAAAUAAAAUCUAUUUAAUCGCUAUGUCACCCUACCUUACUCAAAAGAAAAAUGUCAAAAAUAAAAUCAUGGAAAGAUGUUUUUUAUUAAUAACGAUAUUUGAAA
Messenger RNA from Cimex lectularius (bed bug), 3032 nucleotides. RefSeq lists its product as uncharacterized. The annotation marks the transcript as partial. Lineage: Eukaryota; Metazoa; Arthropoda; Insecta; Hemiptera; Cimicidae. Gene Ontology annotation, biological process: neuromuscular junction development; positive regulation of protein tyrosine kinase activity. The transcript is spliced from 11 exons. The record is from RefSeq and is a predicted model, not a curated record. Gene Ontology annotation, molecular function: protein kinase binding.